This is a messenger RNA of Aspergillus nidulans FGSC A4, 1083 nucleotides long. RefSeq names its product putative short-chain dehydrogenase/reductase family protein. Bases 1 to 1083 code for a protein of 360 amino acids. The transcript has 3 exons. The record is from RefSeq and is a predicted model, not a curated record. NCBI's taxonomy places the organism in Eukaryota, Fungi, Ascomycota, Eurotiomycetes, Eurotiales, Aspergillaceae.
AUGUGCAUAUAUAAGCAGCCAGAAGACACAGCUGCCAAUAAUAAAAGAAGGAGAAACAGAAUGGGUCUCCCGACCUUCCUCUACAACCAACUCCUCAUCACCCCAGCAAUCCCAACCAACCCGUUCACCGGCCAAACCGCCAUAAUCACUGGGUCCAACACCGGGCUUGGUCUAGAAACAGCUCGGCACAUUGCGCGACUCGGUGCUGAUAAGGUGAUUCUCGCUGUGCGGAAUACCGCUGCCGGUGAGAAUGCCGCCAAAGAUAUCGAGGAAUCCACGAUCUGUAAACCGGGAACCUGCGAGGUAUGGCCGCUUGACCUGGCGAGCAGGCACUCGGUACUGGCAUUUGCGGAGAAGGCGAAGAAGGAAUUAGGGAGGAUCGAUGUCCUGGUUUUAAAUGCGGCUGUUGCUACAAAGAUAUUUCAACUGGCUGAUGGGGGAUAUGAGCAUUCUAUUACCGUGAACACGAUAAAUCACUUCCUACUCGCCAUUGCCCUACUCCCAAAACUGCAAGAAACAGGGACCAAUUUCACAAAUCGAUUGGCUCCACCGCAUCUCACGGUUUUGACGAGCCAGGUCCACGCCUGGCCGGAAUUUCCACAAUCCACAGACCCUCGGGGCAUAUUUGUUGCGCUGAGCGACAAAGCUACGGCGAAAAUGGAUGAGCGGUAUCCGGUUACAAAGUUGCUGAAUGUAUACUUGACGAGGGAACUUGUCGAGCAACUCUACAGCGACAGUGACGGAAAAGACGGCGAGCCAUCUGUGGUAAUCAACAUGCUUGACACGGGCUUCUGUCACUCGCAGCUCUCGCGCGAGAAUCAGGGCGUCGACGCACUUGUAUUCAACCUCUUCAAGAGAUUAUUUGCGCGCAAAGAAGAGGUCGGAGCGCGCACGACGGUUACUGCUGCGAGUGCCGGGGUUGAGUCGCACGGGAAGUAUAUGGUUAACGGAAUCGUCGCGGACGAGGCGCUAUCGGAGCGGAUCUAUAACGAAGAGGGGAGAAUGAUCCAGAAAAGGCUCUGGAAGGAAUUGACGGAUAUUAUAAAGGGCUUCAAGCCCCAAAUUAUGGAGGAGUUCAAGUAA